Molecule: messenger RNA, 1544 nt
Organism: Falco peregrinus (peregrine falcon)
Lineage: Eukaryota; Metazoa; Chordata; Aves; Falconiformes; Falconidae
Gene: UBE2D2
Product: ubiquitin conjugating enzyme E2 D2
Exons: 7
Coding region: 272-715 (147 amino acids)
Biological process (GO): ubiquitin-dependent protein catabolic process; protein K48-linked ubiquitination
Cellular component (GO): nucleus
Molecular function (GO): ubiquitin conjugating enzyme activity
Source: RefSeq, a predicted model, not a curated record
GCUGCGGCAGCGAGCUCUAGCUCAGCGGCGCCGCCGGGCAGCACCGCCAGGCCGGCUCGCCGCCGGCCGCCGCCGCCGCCUUCAGGGGGGGGCCCCCUUCCCUUCCUCCUUCCCUCCCCCCCUUCUCUCUCUCCUUCCCCUCCCCCCUUCUCCUCCCCCCCCUCUUCCGCGCCGCCACCUCCGCGCUCCUCCUCCCCCCCUCCCCCUCGGAAAAUAGUCCCCGCGGGCUGCCCCCUCCCCGCCCGCUCCUCCUCGCCGCCUCGCGCACACAAUGGCGCUGAAGAGAAUCCACAAGGAGUUGAAUGAUCUGGCACGUGAUCCUCCAGCACAGUGUUCAGCAGGGCCUGUUGGUGAUGACAUGUUCCACUGGCAAGCUACAAUAAUGGGACCAAAUGACAGUCCCUAUCAAGGUGGAGUAUUUUUCUUGACAAUUCACUUCCCAACAGAUUAUCCCUUCAAACCACCUAAGGUUGCAUUUACAACAAGAAUCUAUCAUCCAAAUAUUAACAGUAAUGGCAGCAUUUGUCUUGAUAUUCUACGAUCACAGUGGUCCCCAGCACUAACUAUUUCAAAAGUACUUUUGUCCAUCUGUUCUCUGUUGUGUGAUCCCAAUCCAGAUGAUCCAUUAGUGCCUGAGAUUGCACGGAUCUACAAAACAGAUAGAGAAAAGUACAACAGAAUAGCUCGGGAAUGGACUCAGAAGUAUGCGAUGUAAUUAAAGAAAUUAUUGGAUAACCUCUACAAAUAAAGAUAGGGGAACUCUGAAAGAGAAAGUCCUUUUGAUUUCCAUUUGACUGCUUUCUAUGAGCCCACGCCUCAUCUUCCCCUGUGCACAUGUUUACCUGAUACAGCAGUGCUGCGUGUUGUACAUACUUGGAACAACAAAAUAGAAAUACUGUAUUUCCCCGUACCAACAUUGACUCCUAGCAGAGAAGUGUGUGUGUGAAAAGCUGGUUCUUCAGUCAUAACUUUGUGAGCCUAAAAGCAUUCCUUGUUGAUUUAAAUUGGGUAAUAAAAUGUGAAUGGGAGAGUUAGAGUGGAUUUCAUAGUUCUAGGGACAGUGGUGGUGAUCCAUGAAGGAUUUUAAGUGGAAUCCUUUUAAACUCAUAACAGUUAUGAAAAGCAAGGUGAAGAACUUGAAGCUGUUUCUGUAUUCAUUUUAUUCUGAAGGACCUACACCUUAGGUAAAUGUUAUGACCAAUGAGAGAAACUGUACCCACAUCCUGUGUUUAAGGUCUAAGUUGAACCGGUCAACAUAUAAAUGGAUUGGAGCUAUUAGUGCAUCAAGUGAUGUUGAUUUGUUUCAACUCUCCCUUCCUUCAUACUUCUUUUGGUUUGUAUGUGGUUUCUCAGUUAAUACAUAGCUAAUAGCUCUUAUUUUUCUUAAGUUUUUUAACUGCUUAGGUCUUUCUGGAUGUAAGGGUAAAAAUCCAUUUGACAGAAAACUUGUGUGUAUUUAAAGACCCAGCUGCUCCCCUGGAGCUUGUACGUUCAAGAAUGAUUAAUCUGUGUAAUAAACUGAUUACUACAGUCAUUACAUAUAA